This is a messenger RNA of Rhopalosiphum padi (bird cherry-oat aphid), 1984 nucleotides long. It is a transcript of the gene veli, whose product is annotated as protein lin-7 homolog C. Gene Ontology annotation, biological process: neurotransmitter secretion; maintenance of epithelial cell apical/basal polarity; protein localization to basolateral plasma membrane. Gene Ontology annotation, molecular function: protein binding. The coding region runs from base 191 to 787 and encodes 198 amino acids. The record is from RefSeq and is a predicted model, not a curated record. Lineage: Eukaryota; Metazoa; Arthropoda; Insecta; Hemiptera; Aphididae. The transcript is spliced from 5 exons. Gene Ontology annotation, cellular component: basolateral plasma membrane; synapse; cell-cell junction.
ACAGAAGUCACAAAUUAGCUUUGAGCAUCGAUAUCACACCAGUAUUAUACUUAUAUAUUUAUUUUUAUUUCAGAAACAGUCCAUGUACAUUCUAUAAAAUACAAAAUCGUAAAUAUUAGUUAUAUUGUUAAUAAAUAAUAAUACUCUUACAUUUAUUGGUGUCUCCUUUGAAUCGUCGAGACACCAAAAGAUGGCUGUGGCUGGAGAACCUUUGAACUUAGCGAAAGAUGUCAAACGAGCCAUCGAACUGUUGGAAAAGCUCCAAAAAACCGGAGAAGUGCCAGUAACCAAAUUAGCUGCAUUACAAAAAGUAUUGCAGAGUGACUUUUUAUCGUCUGUACGAGAAGUGUACGAGCAUGUUUAUGAAACUGUUGAUAUACAAGGAUCUCAGGAUGUUCGUGCUUCAGCUACAGCUAAAGCAACCGUCGCUGCGUUUGCUGCUAGUGAAGGUCAUGCCCAUCCAAGAGUGGUAGAAUUGCCCAAAACAGAAGAAGGACUUGGAUUUAAUGUGAUGGGUGGACGAGAACAAAAUUCUCCAAUCUAUAUAUCACGCAUAAUACCUAGUGGUGUAGCUGACAGACAUGGUGGUUUAAAGCGAGGAGAUCAACUUCUGUCAGUUAACGGAGUGUGCGUAGAAGGUGAAAAUCAUGAAAAAGCUGUUGAGUUACUAAAACAAGCUCAAGGAUCUGUCAAGUUGGUUGUCAGAUAUACGCCAAAAGUAUUGGAAGAAAUGGAAAUGCGAUUUGACAAGCAACGUGCUGCCCGGAGGAAGCAACUAAACCAAUAAUUACAUACUGAUGGUAUGAACAUUAGUCUACAUAACUAUGAAUAGUAUUUGACAAACUUGAACAGCAUACUUAUUUAGUUGAAGGGUUGUUAAAAUAUUUUCGUAAUUGUUGUCACUAAGUCUUUUCCUUAUUCAUAUUUUGAUGUCUUCUAAUCAAAUAAAAAAUUGUUUUGUGUUCCCAAAAUUAUAUACAAUAAUUAAAUAAGUAACAAAAAAUUGAUUUACUUAAAUUGCAUACUUAGGUUAAUCAAUAGAAAUAACGAUAUACUGAUAUAAUUGUAGAUUUGUACCAACUAUUAAAAUAAUUUAUUUAAAUUAUUGUAGGUUUGAAACCUCAUAUAAUAAAGUAGAUACAAUUCUUAAAUUUGGUUAUUCUCAAUAAGAAUUUUUAAUUUACUUUUUAAUGUAACUGACUUAAAUAUCGGUUUCAUUUUAUAAGUAACUUAUAAUUUUAAAUCACAUUUUUACAAUUUAUUUGUAUUAUAUACAUCAUGUUAAAAUGUUUAAAGUUUUUAUUUAGUUAAAUGUUAAUUGUUUAGUAUUCUAUAUCAAAAUUUAGACCUAUGUUUAUUAAACUAUUUCUAUUAUACCCUGCAAUAAAGCCACAUUUCUUUAAAAAGUAUUAUUAAAUAUGAAUUAUAAUAUAUUAUAUAAAACUUGUUCAUUGUGAUCUUGUAGUUUCCAAAUUGACUUAUGUAUUAUCAAUGAUAGUAAAAUUAAUUCAGUGGUAUGCCUUCCUACAAAAUUUAUAUGACACUGAAGAGUUGUUUAUAAUUAAUUAUUAUUUUUUGUUAUUACUUAUUUUAUAUCAUAGAUAUUGCUUGUACUAAGCAAUUACACAUUUUGAGUUUUUUGAGUGUUUAUAAUAUUAUAGUUAUACAUUAAUACAUAGUUUUAUUAUUUAAUUAGCAUUUUUAAGUAUUUGUAUUUAUAGCUAUAAGCCUAUUACUAACUCGCCAAGGUUAUUAUAAAUUAUUUAAUACUUUAUAGUUUAAGAUUAUCCCAGUGUUUUCAGUAUUAUAAUUUAUAAUAAUAUGAAGUAUGGUACACGCUAUAUUUUGUAAAAUAAUUAGGUGUCUACAUGGAAAAUUUGCAAUUAUCAUUUAUUACUUUAUUAUACUAAAUAUCAUUAUAGUUUGUUAUAAUUCAUUAUUUGCUUAAACAUUUCAAUUAAAUAUACUUUAAUUAAUUAUAAUA